Thunnus maccoyii (southern bluefin tuna) is the source of this 6382-nucleotide messenger RNA. RefSeq names its product arylacetamide deacetylase (gene aadac). The transcript has 5 exons. Gene Ontology annotation, molecular function: carboxylic ester hydrolase activity. The record is from RefSeq and is a predicted model, not a curated record. Bases 4537 to 5775 code for a protein of 412 amino acids. NCBI's taxonomy places the organism in Eukaryota, Metazoa, Chordata, Actinopteri, Scombriformes, Scombridae. Gene Ontology annotation, cellular component: membrane.
UGUUCAGCCACACAGGAUUUCUGUAAACAAAUACAAUACACAAGUUAGUAGGUAUAUAUUUACUUAGCUGAAUAGCCAACAUGGGAAAGACACAUUUUCUAUUCUUCUUGUUGUAACCUGCAUAACCUGGCAAAGACACUGUAACCACACAUACUUGAGGAAAUUGCCCAGUCUUGAUAUAGGCCUAGCUGAUUCCACUGUAUUUUCAUUUUCAACAGAUUCUAUUUUUUGUAUUAUUGCCUGAUGGACCCGGGUACAAUGUCUUAGUAGUAUAAACAAGAAAAUAUUUAUAUCCCACAUUAGUAUACUUUGUAAUAUACCACUGGGAUUGUUAACCUUGUCUGCUGUUGUAAAGUAUUGAUAGAAAAGAAAAAUGCAAAGACGGAUGCAAGGACAAUUUCAAAAGCUUUGACAAUAAUAUUCUGAACUAUAAUACUAUAAUAUUCUGAAAAUCCGACUCCUAAUCGAUAAAACAUGGAAUAUGAAAUGCGAGACUCCCAAAGAAUGUUCUGCAGUUUCUUUGAUGCACAAAUGGAAAUUUCACUGGAAACUAUGGCUAAUGUUCAAUUGCUGAAUAUCAACUUCUAUAUAGGGACAUUGGAGUAUGUUAUCAUGAGGGACAAAUGUGCAGUAUGGCUCAUGUCAAGUAAUUUAUGCUUACUGGUCAAAAUGUUGAGUAGAACCUCUUCACUCCAUGCUGUGGUUGGUUGUUGGCCUUACAGAGUUGAUAAUAAACUAUUCAAUAAUUACUUUUGAAAUGGUGGUGGACUUCAGGUACAUGUGCUUUCUUGUGAGCUGAAGGGAUGUUACUUUUUCUUCUUUCUUAGUGUGUGUACAUAAAUGUGUCAAUGAUAUUCACAGUCUUUCUGUUCAUUAAAUUUGUAAAAAUACUUGAAUUCAAAUUUAUGCCUUCAGUUGGCAGCAAGAUUAUUCUUAAAAGAGGCAUUACUGUUGAUCUUUUUCUUAAAUAACUAGAAUGGCAUGUUUUGUGUUCUGUCUGUUAAUGUGUUCAAAUAUGCUAGAACAAUAUACAAGCACCAUAAACACGUUCCUUAAAUGUUUUUGCUUCAUUCAUACAUUGAGCGAAGCCUGUGAGGUAGUUUAGGCAGAUAACUUGAAUGUGCUGCUACACUCACACAUUAUAUAGUCUACUUGCUUCUACACUUAUCCAACAUUCUUUUGCUCUGCCACACUUGCUCCUGCAUUGUUCACCUGAAAACUCUCCAGAAUCCACCUGUAGGCUCUGAGUAUAAAGGUUCCCACACAUGAUUACUGGUAAAACUGCUCUUUGUCGGCUGAGCCAUUGUUUUCCUAUGGGGAAAGUGGUGUGCCAAACUAAGCGGAAGCAAUAUCCUUGUUGUGGCACGCCGCUCUAAAUUGCCACUGAAGUUCAAAUUAUUUCAACUUUAACCUUGGUCACCGCUGACCUUUCAAAGAGCAACCAAUGAGAUAACAGCUGUAUGUGACACAUGCAAGCAAGGAAUGUAGAGAGCAAUGGAAGAAAACCCGCACCAUGUUCUGCACCCUACCUUGCAGUGAGCGAAGAGCAAAUUUCUUUUCAUCUGAAGGCCACUUAAGUUCUUGGGUAAGCUAUCUUCAUCACUACUCAAUCGCUGCUGUGCUGAGAUUGGUGUAAACAUGUUUGCUUGUGGGGAGUGACGAGUUUAAAGCCUAGAUGUCAAAUAUUGACUCUAUAAAUGUAAUUUUCAUUCAAAUAAGAAUCCAUCAGUUGGCUGGCAGACAUCGAGCGUUAAACUGAUGUUUUGAUUCUUUGUGAAAUUGGGAGAAUCAACUAAAAGGUUCAAAUAACUCAUGAAGAAGGCUAGUGUUUUAUGUACUUAACAGCAUGUUGCAGAGGUGAUGUUUUCAUCAGUCACACUCUGAUUUCACUCACAAACUGUGCACACAUGCACAUGUACACACAGGCAUUCACACACAGAUUUCCUCUAAUCUCACCAGACAGGAAUGAAGCCAGUGUUAACAGCUUGCAUAAGGGUUACAAUGAAAACAGUGGGGUUCAAACUGUGUAUAGGGGAAAAAAUGUAAUUUGUUUAAGAAGAGUUUUGCAUACAAAGGGAGCCAUUUAGAACCACAUAUACAGUAUUUACAUUUUACAUAAAGAAUGUUUUUUUCUGUUUAGUUACAGUCAAGUUAAUGCAAUUCCCAGACUUGUGUCAUUGGUUGGCUGAAGUUGGCUGUUUCUUCAUUAUUAAAUCAGAAAAUGUUCUUUCAGAGUUGAGUGCCUUCAGAUACCUCUUGUCAUGCAGCCCAUCUAUUGCCUCAGCAGGGGCUCUGCAAAUUAAAAAGUUCCAAAGUUUGCUGCUCGCACUCGUUGGCGGUAGAGGUCUGGAGUGAGUUCCUUAAUUAUAAGAAUUUGGUGUGCCUCUGCAGAUGUCUUAAACUGAAGAAUGUGCACGCAAAAAGGAAUAAAACGUGGCCUGUCUGCAUGCACAUUCACAUGCAUGUAUCCACACGGGCUUACAAAGGCAAGCACACACACUUUAACGCAUGAACAGACUUUCACACUCCAGUACUCCAACUCCUCGUUGGAGUCUUCAGACAUUUUCACAUCUGCUUGAGCUACCCCUAACACACAGCAGGGUAUGGGGUGUCCACGUGGCAAAGCAUUGCACAGCAUGGCUCUACGUAGAUGAAGACAACAUCCCCACCCACGCACACUCUGACACCUGUCCUCCCCACUGACAAGAUGCGAAGAGUGAAGAGAGCUCCAUGAAAGAUUUACUAACCCUCUGAGGUGGUCUCCCUUAGAAGCUGAGUGGAGGCCGGUGGUUAGAGGGGAAAGGGAGGGAGGGAAUUCCAUAGGGAAUCCCUGAGUGUCUGAAGUGUGAUUUUGUAUUCAGAAAAGUGAUUUAGUAUUCCACUGCUCAGCAGCGAUCAGUCUCACAGAGGCUUUCACCAAGCCUCUGUCACACCCUGGAUCCUGUAGUUCCCUAUUGCAUCUCAAUUGAGUUUGAUAGCUAAUGGAAGGAGACACUUGGCUGCUCCUAAACACUGGGCAAUUACAAAUUCCAACUCGACUAAGAGAAAGUUUGUAAAGAUCAUAAUGCAGAGGUUAACAUAAAGUCACGUGGAGGCAUGUGGAUCAGGUCUCUGAAACAUUAAACUGCUGCACAACACGCACACACUUGAAAAGCUAACUUGCUUCCAAACCAGAGUGUGUGAACUGGCACUCAGGACCUUCAUCUCGACCAAGGCUUUCGAUUAUAAUCUCUGCACUGUUUCUCCUACUUUAUUAAUAAAAGUGGUUUAAGUGUGCCUCCACCUUUGAGGAUUUUAGCGCUUCUCUCUCAAGAGCACUGAUGUUUUUCUUGGGUGCAGCUUUAUACUUUUCCUUUGCUCUUUUGGACAAUAGUGAAAAUAGCUCUGAGAGAAAGUUAAGAAUAAAGUAGUGUACACCAGAGUAAAUCUCUGAGUACAUUGAUGCCAUGGGAGAAUACUGCAUAUGUAUACAUAUGUUCUAAUAAGCUCUCCCUUUUGUAAACUCUAAUAACAAUGUGGUUUGUCAGUACUGACCUAAGCUACCACCGAGACUUAAAUACUUGAAAUAAUACUAGACUCACAGUCACCUGUUUGACCGUUUUGUUUAUUUUGGCUGCCCCACACAAAGGACCUGUCCUGCAGUAUUUUAUCUCUUGUAUGGGCUAAAACUACAGCAAUCAAAUUUAAAAUAAUAGCCUGUACUAAGAGGAAAAACAGCUCUCAUGAACUCCUUUGUCAAACCCCUGCAGCACUAAAUCAGUUCCUCAUGCAGUGUCCUUCCUAAACGUGAGUGCAGGAGGAGUCACAUUGCCUUGGCAGUUAGUCCUGCCAGGAAGCAAGACAUCUCAUCUGGCUCUGUCACCAAUAAUAUAAUUAGCUUGGGCUGCCUUGCAACCAUAGCUGCACUACAGAGCCACUUCCCUAUGUCGCAAGGUUAUACGUUGCACCAGAGGGCUUCUGACGUUAUAUAGAAACUUAGAUACACAGAAGUUUCAGCUGAGAAACGCAGCGAAUCACUUACAUUGCUGUGUAUCAGCUUUACAUAGGAUCUUGCGUUGAAAAAUUGGGGAAACUGGCUGCAAAGUUGAAUUACUGAGUCACUCUUGUGUCAUAAACUAUGAUAUUUAUGCAUGAGUUGCAUCUCGGCAUAAAGUUUUGUCGCGCCUCCCGUGUAUGCGCCUAGAAGGCACCUGAGGAAUUUGCGGUGCGGGCCAAGGUGGGACGGUUCUGCCUCGUGAGUACACUGGGUGCGCGCUCAUGUCUCCGUAUCACUGACACUUCAAUUAAUUCUACGGCUCCACGAGACGGACAUGCAUUACUGCACGCGCACGAGCAGCGAAGGAAAGCUCCGAACAUGCACGCCGAUAACCAUCAAAUGACACCAAACACGUGCUGUCAUAUUUAGCUGGUCUGGAUCCAAAAUUAAUUCCGAGCGUAAGCUUUGUCGCGCACCGCAGUGACUUGUUAACAAGCGCAGUUUACAGCCUGCUUGUGCUUGCACCCUGCAGUCAAUCGCUGGGGGACGCACGUUGUAAAAUGAGGUUUGGAAACAUCAUUUUAAUCGUCGCUCUCUGCUCUUUUACCGCUUAUUAUAUAUAUGAGCCUAUUCCCGAGGAGAUAGAAGAGAGAUGGAAACUCAUGCUGACCAACUCUUUCUUCAGAAGUCUCAGCCACCUGGCAGACUUUAGUGAAUUAAUAGGGCUGAAGGACUACAUGGGAGUAAUGUACUUCAUUACUCUGGCUGAGAAGGUAGUGCCUGUGUCUGAUGAGCAUGUCAAGGUGACAGAGGAGAAGUUCGAUGGAGUGGAGGUGGUGGUGUACCAGCCAAAGCAGCGAAGUGGUGACACAGAGCUCAGGAGAGCUGUCAUCUACCUGCACGGUGGAGGAUGGUGUCUGGGGAGUUCCAGAAUGAGCCCAUAUGAUCUCCUGGCCAGAAAAAUGGUCACCGAUCUAAACGCAGUGGUUCUUUCUGUAGAGUACCGCCUUGCCCCUGCUCACCAUUUCCCUGUCCCAUAUGAGGACGUGUAUUGUGUGGUCAAACACUUCCUCCAGAAGGGGGUGCUGGCCCGGUACUCUGUGGACCCAGGACGCAUUGCUGUGUCUGGGGACAGUGCUGGGGGAAACCUAGCAGCUGCAGUCUCUCAGCAGUUACAGAAAGACCCUGGACAACAGGUUCAAUUGAAGGCCCAAGCACUCCUCUAUCCAGUGCUGCAGGCUCUAGACCUCAACACACCCUCCUAUCAGCAGAAUCAGGACAUGCCCAUUUUGCCCCGCACCCUCAUGGUACGCUUCUGGAGUGAGUACUUCACCAGCGACAAGGCCCUUUUCAGAGCCAUGAUGGCCAACACCCACAACAACCCUGAGUCUUCCAGCCUUCUGAAGUUUGUGAACUGGAGCGCCUUCCUGCCAGAAACAUACCAUAGAAAAUACAACUAUAGUGCUCCUGCUGUGGUGCAGGGAGUUGGAGGGCAGGCGGUUGGGAUUGAUGGACCAUCUCAAUCUUUUGCUGACCCCAGGGCAUCACCCCUGCUGGUUCCAGACACGGCCUUACGCUCCCUGCCCAAGGCCUACAUUCUGACAAGUGAGUAUGACGUUCUCAGAGAUGAUGGGAUCAUGUAUGUCACACGGCUCCGCGCGGCUGGUGUUGAGGUCACACAUGAACACUAUGACACAGGAUUUCAUGGAGCACUGAUGUUCACCGUGUGGCCAACUGACUUCCUGAUCGCACGCCGUAUGACAGACAACUAUGUCAAAUGGCUGAAGGAAAACUUGUAAAAAAAAAAAAAAAAAAAAAACUCUUGACUAUCAAUAUUCAUUCCUUUUUUUUUUUCCCACACAAUGCACCAGUGUUUGGUUAGGAGCAAAUCUUUCCCAUUUGGUGUUCAACUUUUUGUUGUUUAUUUCAUUUUUGUUGGUCAUGCUACUUUUCUGUAAAUAUAUUAAGAAAUAUAUUAACUUAUACUAUUUUUCCACUCAUGCAUCUUACUACAUUAGGUACCAAUAGGGAAUAAGAAUUUGAAAGAUUAGUUCAGAUCUUUUCACAUAAGGUUGUGUGAGUCCAACAUAACACAUGUGACACCAUUGCUCAAUUACAACAUAGUGUUUAUUCUCCAACAAACACAAAACUACUAAGAGGUCUGAGGGGAAAAUCAAACUGUGGAAUAUCUCAAAGUUUGUUGUGUUUUGGAUGGCUGAACAUUUUUUGUGCAUUGUUUUGUGGUUGUGUGUUUUUUUUCUUUUCUUUUAGCUGGCUAGCUGGCCCUGUGUGGUGCUGCUCACUCUUGUUUUCCACUGCAGGAGCUGCUACUUGAUCUUAUGUCCAUUGCAUCAGUAUCACUAGUUAGUAAUGCAUACCAAUAAAAGAGUCUGAGCUAUCCCAUUA